Molecule: messenger RNA, 1137 nt
Organism: Brassica napus (rape)
Lineage: Eukaryota; Viridiplantae; Streptophyta; Magnoliopsida; Brassicales; Brassicaceae
Product: agamous-like MADS-box protein AGL11
Exons: 9
Coding region: 252-947 (231 amino acids)
Biological process (GO): positive regulation of transcription by RNA polymerase II
Cellular component (GO): nucleus
Molecular function (GO): RNA polymerase II cis-regulatory region sequence-specific DNA binding; protein dimerization activity; DNA-binding transcription factor activity, RNA polymerase II-specific
Source: RefSeq, a predicted model, not a curated record
GUUCAUUAACUUUCAUAAUACAUUAUUUAGGUUUUUAUUUCGAACCAUUUUCAAGGUGACAAUUAGCUGGCCAAAACUUGACAUUCCUUUUACAUAACAGUAUUUCUUUCUUUUAAUAGAAAUCACAUUGGAAACUGCAAACGCAACCGCAGUCCCGUUCUCUCUCUCUCUGGACGUUGGAAGGUAGAGAGAGAAGACUAAGAGUUUCCGAAAGCUGAAUUGAGUUGAGGUGAAGCAAUUCUCAGUGAAGGAUGGGAAGAGGAAAAAUAGAGAUCAAGAGGAUCGAGAACUCCACAAAUCGACAAGUAACAUUCUGCAAAAGAAGAAAUGGACUUCUGAAGAAAGCUUAUGAGCUUGCAGUCCUCUGCGAUGCAGAGGUUGCCCUCAUAGUCUUCUCAACUCGUGGCCGUCUCUAUGAGUACGGGAAUAACAACAUAAGAGCCACCAUUGAGAGGUACAAGAAAGCUUCGUCUGAUAACGCCAACACUCACUCUGUCCAAGAAAUCAAUGCCGCGUACUAUCAACAAGAAUCUGCUAAGCUGAGACAACAGAUCCAAACGAUUCAAAAUUCCAACAGGAAUCUGAUGGGAGACUCUUUGAGUGCCUUAAAUGUCAAGGAACUAAAACAGGUUGAGAAUCGCCUUGAGAAAGCCAUCUCCAGGAUCAGGUCCAAGAAGCAUGAGUUGCUUCUAGCUGAAAUUGAGAACCUGCAUAAAAGGGAGAUUAAGCUCGAUAAUGAGAGUAUCUAUCUCCGAACCAAGAUAGCAGAAGUGGAGAGGUUUCAACAACACCAUCAUCAAAUGGUUAGUGGUACGGAGAUGACUGCGAUCGAGGCCUUAGCCUCUCGCAAUUACUUUGCUCAUAACAUUAUGACUAUUGGUUCUGGAUCUGGAGCUGGCCAUGGAUGUUCUUACUUUGAUCCCGACAAGAAAACUCAUCUUGGAUAAUAUCUUGGCGAAAAAACCGAGCUGCAGCAAUAAUGGAUUAUAAUGCUUUGAGUUCUGAAAAUCCUCUGCUCAGAUAUAUCUCUACAUAAAAUAUGUUUGGUAAUAUAAUUAUAACUCAAAAAGUACAAUGAAGGUAAUAGUCUGGUAUCUGAUUGAUGAUUUAUCUGAAAUUGUAGAACAUAGCUAUACA